Molecule: messenger RNA, 492 nt
Organism: Parnassius apollo (apollo)
Lineage: Eukaryota; Metazoa; Arthropoda; Insecta; Lepidoptera; Papilionidae
Source: the annotation of a GenBank genome assembly
AUGACUAACGAUGAUGAUGACGAUGAUCAUGACGAUGAUGAUGACGAUGACGAUGAUGAUGACGAUGACGAUGACGAUGAUGGUGACGAUGAUGAUAACGAUGACGAUGAUGAUGACGAUGACGAUGACGAUAAUGAUGACGAUGAUGAUGACGAUGAUGAUGACGAUGACGACGAUGAUAUUGACGAAGGCGAUGAUGAUGACGAUGACGUUUGCGAUGAAGAUGACGAUGACGUUGGCGAUGAUGAUGACGAUAAUCAUGACGAUAAUGAUGACGAUGACGAUGAUGAUGACGGUGACGAUGAUGAUGACGAUUACGAUGACGAUGCCGAUUAUGAUGACGAUGACGAUGACGAUAACGACAACGAUAAUGAUGACGAUGAUGAUGACGAUGACGAUGACGAUGAUAUUGACGAAGGCGAUGAUGAUGACGAUGACGUUGACGAUGAUGAUUACGAUGAUAAACUGACGAUGACGAUAAUGAUGUGUUAA